CUGAGAUGUGAAAAGUUUCAACUAGUCGAGGUGUUGGCAUUGUAGUUAGGUUCAUCGUCGCUGGAAGAACCGCGCACCUAGGUUUACCUCAUAACUGCCAUGAAACUGGGGAUCUGAGAGAUCAAAGGAUGUAUCUUCUAAGCCUCUGUUUAAGGUGUACAUUCCAUUUUCAUCUCAUUACAAGUGUUUGUACUGUCUGUAACUAUGACGAAUUUGAGGUCGAAGAUGUGUUCAGCAAUGUUUCUUGUCAUAAAUGUCCAUCUUGUCCUCCUGGAAUGGGUCUAACACCACAGUGUGGCAGUUUUGUUAGUUAUGGUGAGAAGGUUAAAUGCGGACUUUGUGAACUUGGAAAAUCUUACUCUUCUACUAAUGAUAUCAGUUCAUGCCAACCAUGUGGAAUUUGCUCUGAUCAUGAAAACAUCAAGAGGAACUGUUCCUUGACGAAUAAUUCCCAGUGUAAACAUGGCUGUGGCAAAGGGUUUUACUUUGAAGAAUUAACUGGAGAUUGUAAGCCCUGUUCUUUUUGCUAUUCAUAUCUUCCUAAUUGUAACAAAACAAAUGAUCUGGAAGAUGGUUGCAAAGACAUGCCGUUUUACAAACAAUGUGAUGCCAAUGAGAUUGGUUGUCAGUUACCAAAGUGUAGAAAAGAUCAAUACCUUGUUGUAACCCAGGAAAGAGAUAGUGCACAUUGCAAGGAAUGUAAAACCUGCCCAGCUGGAACAUCACUCUUUCCACCAUGUGGAAAUGGAACUAUAAUAGGAAGCAUCGAUGAUACAAAAUGUAUUAAGUGCUCUCGUGGCAAAACGUUUUCUAAUAAGCCAAGUAAACAAACUUGCAAGCCAUGCUCUACUUGUUCAGUUGGACAGAAAGAACUAACACCCUGCAAUUUGACACAUGAUAGGGUUUGUGGUCAAUGUGAAAAAGGAUUCUAUGGUAGUGACGACACAGGAUGCAAGCCAUGUUCUGCCUGCUGUAAUGAUAAAGAUGACGUGCGAAUUCCCGAAUGUCAAAAUAUGGCAAAAAACAAACAAUGCAGUUAUACUGACCGAUCCAUCACUGUGUGUCGAGAACAAAAUAGACACAGGAAACUUUCUCAAGAGAAUUCUCCUAUUGUUAUAAUACUUUCGACUGUAUCAGGAGCACUUCUUAUUAUAAUGGUAAUAUUGGUGAUCAUAAAACGCGUAAAAUGCCGCAGAAGUAAUAGGUAUCAAAGAUCCGACUCAUGUGCUGCGUUGCUGACACCUGUGGAGGAAGCACCACAGAAUGAAUCAAUAACAUUGGAAGAUCCAACAACUCAUGGUUCACAAAAGACAUUACAUUUUGAUAAAUCAGGUGUCUUAAUCCAAUUCAAUGAUGCAAGCUGUUUCUUCAAUGAUUCUCAAGGAAUAAGACUAGAAAUAUGUUGUGACGGAACUUCUACGCAUCGUCAGUCAGAUGAAGUACAACUAAGUCCUUUGAUAAAAUUUCAUCCAUUUGGGAAGCAAUUAUCCGAACAAGUACAAGUCAGAAUACCUCAUAGUGCUUUAGUGUAUUUAAGUAAUGGCUGGGACAUCAGGCUAAAAUGCUCUGUACCACACAAAGAAUCAAUUGUAUGGAAGGAAGAAAACAAGUUUCAAGUCCACAAUAAUGAAGUCAGCUUUCAAGUUGAUAACCUUACCUCCUAUGUAAUCAUUGGUAAAUCACGUGAUAACAACAAACCAACAAAGAAACGCUUUCAAUGUGCUGUUUUUGGUGGAGUGGGCACAGUUGGUGUGGACUACACAGCAUACUUAUAUGUUUUUGAUGACAGUGAGUCAUCAUUUGAGAAAAUCAUGCAAGCAGAGGAAUCAACCGGUAGAACCUUACUUGGCUCCCCCCAGUCUCUUUAUAUCGAGAUUAUCAGGACUAGCACCAAAGUAAAGAUCUCAGUCAAACAACCAGUGGAGGGAUGGAUCGUUGGAGAGACUAGACCAGAGUUCAUCACACAAGCAAGUUUAAAGGAGUCUUAUCAAACAAUUCCCAGAGCAGCAAUACACUUUAAACAUGACAAUGGCCGCAACAGAGACUUCCUUUGCAUAUUGGAACUUACUGCUGAAGAUACAACUACAACAAUUUGCGCAGUUGCCUCGAUUAGAGAGGAUCCAUAUGGAAAGUUUCAAGGGCACCAACCAGGAUGUGUUGAUGACAGUUAUCCAAUAGUGAAUGGGAGAAACUUGUGUGACCCACUGAUCAUCAACCAAGACAAACCAUCACCUUGUCUUAAAGAUCUCCCAGAAGAGGUACUUCAAGCUCUUAGUGAGAAACUCGAUAUGUUCCUGAAGGGAGUUGGCAAUUGGAGGCAUGUUGCAACAUGCCUUGGAUUCACUGAGGAAGAGAUUCAGAUUUUCCGAAAUGAAAUGUUGACAUCGGAUGGAAGUCCUUGCACUGUUAUGUUGGAGGCACUGAUGGAGAAGUCUCCACAGUUCACUGUAGCAGAAUUUGUGCAUAUUUUACAAGAAAGGAAAAUUCAGCGCUUCGAUGCUGUGGAAGUUCUCGAGCCUCAUUUGUACAAUAGCAGAGAAUGACGUGCAUAACAAUAUGGAGACAUUCUCAUUACUUCACUUUUUAACGGACCUGUCGAACUUUCUGGCUUAUGUAUUGACAACACGGAUUGACAACAAAAGUGAAAGAAACAAACAAAAAAAAAACAAAUAAAAGACUUCCCAAGUGCACUAGCGUAAACAAAGUAAUUGUCUAAAAAAUAAGCUAAUGUCACAAUUUGAAAGUGAACCGUUUGAAAAUGAACGAAACAUUGCUUUAUAAAAUAAUUCAAACACGCCCCCGGUAAAAGCUUGAAAUCUCCGCCAAAUUCAUCAUUUUCACAGUCAAUAUCAAGUAUACUAAAUCUCUCAGAUUAUUAGGUAGUCUCCUGAAAAAAAAAACAGACAAAAAAAUAAAGAAGGCAUCCAACUCUCUAUCAGAGAAUGACAGCUUAUAGAAGACAUCAUAGCUGUCAGACCACUCUACUUAGACUCGUGGAAGACUGGAAAUCAGCUGUUGACAGAAAGGAACUGGUGUACAUACUGUCUACUGACUUGAGUAAAGCCUUUGACUCUCUCAGCCAUUCUCUAAUCGUAAAGAAACUCGAGGCCUAUGGCAUUGGACAAAAUUCUCUCAACCUUCUUAGAUCAUACUUUGACAAUAGGCUCAAUAGAGUGAAAAUAAAAGGAGUGACAAGUGA
Messenger RNA from Stylophora pistillata, 3199 nucleotides. RefSeq lists its product as uncharacterized. The record is from RefSeq and is a predicted model, not a curated record. Gene Ontology annotation, cellular component: cell surface; plasma membrane. Lineage: Eukaryota; Metazoa; Cnidaria; Anthozoa; Scleractinia; Pocilloporidae. Gene Ontology annotation, biological process: Rho protein signal transduction. Gene Ontology annotation, molecular function: coreceptor activity; death receptor activity; nerve growth factor binding.